AUCUUAGUUCGUGUGUUGAUAAAAAAAGAAAGAAAGAAAAAAAGAAAAAAAAGAAGGAAGAUAAACACACAAGAUGUAAAACAACACUGUUAAAGAGAGAGAAAAAAAAUGAGCUCGUUCUCCUUGAGCCAGUGAGAGAGCCGCAGAGAGCCGCAGAGACCGAGUGCCACGGUGCCAAAAUGCGCAAGAGCCACGCGGGAGUGUCUGCGGCGGCGAGGUAGCGCGCCAUGACGUCCGUGAAACAGAUGAGCAUCGCCGAGCGUCGCGGCCAGUACCGGGGGCGGUCGCAGAGCCAGCCCGCGCCCUCACGCCCGCCCUCGGUCAGCACCCACGCCCGCAGCAAUGGCCACGCGACGCCCACGGGCACCACCAAGCAGAAGGCGGGCAGCGAGUGGGGCAUCAAUGGCAUUUCGGGCAGGAGGCUGUACUCGGCGCAGGUCGGGACGGAGGGUCGGCGCUCGGGGCGGCGCUCGCUGGGCUCGGCCGCCUCCUCCGCCACCUGCUCCUCCGCCCGCACCGUCGAGGCCUUCACGCCCGCGUCCAGGAUGCGAGGCGCCGUCGUGGCCGGCCCGCCCAGGAUAGGGGUGUUCCGCCCGCGCCCCGCGCCGCCCACCACCUUCAGGAAGAUGUACGAGAGGGGCGACGUGCCCGUCACGCUGCACCACGACCACCACGGACACACGCUGCGCUGGAAGGUCGACGUCGACAAGCUGGACUACCACCACUACCUGCCCCUCUUCUUCGACGGCCUGAGGGAGACGAGUCAUCCCUACGACUUCUUCAGCAGGGCGGGCAUCCGGGACCUUCUCUCUCGCGGGGGGGACAAGAUCCUCCCGGUCAUCCCCCAGCUCAUUCUGCCUAUUAAGAGUGCCCUUAACACUCGAGACGUCCGCGUGAUCUGCACCGUCCUGAAGGUCCUGCAGGAGCUCGUGAUGUCGGCGCCCUUGGUGGGGGAGUCCUUGGUGCCCUACUACAGACAGAUCCUCCCGACGCUUAAUCUCUUCAAGCAUAAAAAUGGUGAGUUGGAGAAGAAGGGUGUGGGAGACUUUUCUGCUCUUAGAGAACCCUAUGAUUAUGUCUUAUAUGAGGCCGAGUAUGCUAUCGCAUGGUUCAUUUAUCGUAGAACAGUGACUAAGGCCAAGGUGCUGUACCUGGAAGAUGAGAAAGACCUGGCCAACUAUCCCUCUGUUUCACUCCGUCUAAUAACCAUGUGA
Molecule: messenger RNA, 1214 nt
Organism: Penaeus indicus
Lineage: Eukaryota; Metazoa; Arthropoda; Malacostraca; Decapoda; Penaeidae
Product: parkin coregulated gene protein homolog
Exons: 7
Coding region: 228-1214 (328 amino acids)
Cellular component (GO): vesicle; cytosol; neuron projection
Molecular function (GO): Hsp70 protein binding; Hsp90 protein binding
Source: RefSeq, a predicted model, not a curated record